This is a messenger RNA of Ectocarpus siliculosus, 471 nucleotides long. The record is from the annotation of a GenBank genome assembly. Lineage: Eukaryota; Phaeophyceae; Ectocarpales; Ectocarpaceae.
AUGCGCGGCCAGGCAAGACUGUCGGCAUUGCUAUCGCGGGUGAGGCCGCCGUUCGUUCCGCCAUCAACGAAGGCAGGGAGAUGGGUGCACACGGAAGCUGUGGGCGGCUUUGGGGGCAACAACGCCUCCUUCUACGAGAACACGAGGCCGGGAUAUCCCGCUCACGCAUUGAGAGCUAUCGAGGCUGAGAUUCGCCGAAGCGGUCUCACCGGUAGCGGGGAGCUCUUGGUGGAUCUCGGCGCUGGUACAGGGAAAUUCACGCGCAACAUCCUUCCGUUCGCUCUCUCGGAAGGUGCCGGAGAGGCCAUUCCUAUCCCGGAUUCCUCGGCCAGAGCGUUGGUCGCACCCCAAAGCUUUCACUGGAUGUCUUCGGCGGCUACCCUGCGAGAGGUACACAGGGUGCUCGUGCCGGGCGGGCUGUUUGUGCUUAUGUGGAACACCCGCGAUUGCACAAGGCCAUGGGUGCGGUGA